AUGCUGACACUCGCUGGAUUGUUCUUGCUGGCCCACGUCUUCCUCGCCGCUGGCGUACUGCCCGCAGAACGCCCGUCCAUCCCCUGCGAUGAGAACGGGGCAGUACCCGCAUCCCAGGCGGCAUUCCAGCACAUCAGUGCCCAGCAUCACCACGGCUACAAAUACAAGCUCAGAAAGUCAGCCUCCAGCCAACUGCUAAAGAAGGAUGAUCUCGCCUGUGAAUUUCACUUGGAACUGGAUCUGGAGGAGACCACAUGUCAUGUCGUGAACCCUAAACCCGUUGAGGAAUGUGUGGUCAGGGAGACGCACGAAACAAAAGUCCAAUCAAACUGCAAUGUGACCUUAACUGUGGUGGAAGGGAAGCCUACAGUGAAAAAAUACUCCUGUUCAUCCGAUCCUGCGUCAGCAGAGGAAUUACAGAAGAUUUGCCCCGACUGUCCGUCUCUGCUUCCCCUUCAUUACCCUGCCGGCCUGGACAGCAUCAAGAGCGCUCUGAAGAAAUUUCACGAGGAGUCCAAUGAAACCAGCAACUUCAAACUGCUGGAGGUCGGCAGACUUUCCACACAGCACAUGUUAACUGGGCAAUCCUACUUGGCUGAAUUUGCCAUUGUGCAGACCGACUGCCGGUCCCACGUCAUAUGCGUGCUUGGCAGGGGCAAAGCUCAGUACGGCUUCUGUAAGUCUACAGUGCUGGGAAACGAUGAAGUCAGUGUGGACUGUGAAAUCUAUGAUGCACAGAACUUGACUGAUGGUCGCCAUCAUCAUCAUCAUCGUCACCACCGUCCUCACCAUCAUCAUCAUCAUCCUGGAGGGAAGCACAAUGGCCAUCACUCCCACAAUUCCUCACAUGAACACCCUCAUUAUCGCCGUCCUGGUGGGAGACACAAUGGCCAUUCCUCGCAGGAGGACUCACAUGAACAUCCUCGCCGUUCUCGUCCUGGAUGGAAGCACAAUAGCCAUCCUUCCCACAAUUCCUCACAUGAACACCCUCAUUAUCGCCGUCCUGGUGGGAGACACAAUGGCCAUUCCUCCCAUGAGGACUCACAUGAACAUCCUCGCCGUUCUCGUCCUGGUUGGAAGCACAAUAGCCAUCCUUCCCGCAAUUCCUCACAUGAACACCCUCAUCGGCCACAUAAUCUGCCACCUUUCUUCUCUGGUUCUUCUGAACACCCACAUCCAGACACUGAGCUCCAUCACUGCCGGGGUCAAGUGAAAAUCCCACCUUCCAUCCAUCCAAUUUGUCCCCAUCCGAUUCGGCACAUGCCCCCAACCCCUGCUGACAAUUGACACCCCCAUACCCUAGGCCCUCAAUCAAAACCGCUUUAAACCAGGUCCACCAUCUAUUCCUGAUGUAUGAAAGAGCAUAUUUAGGAAUUUCACAAAUACAACAUCUUGAAAUAAAUGUGCUGCUUGGCUGAAAACUGUUUUCUCAUGUGUGCUGUACUUUGCACUCUUUUUUG
Molecule: messenger RNA, 1460 nt
Organism: Paramormyrops kingsleyae
Lineage: Eukaryota; Metazoa; Chordata; Actinopteri; Osteoglossiformes; Mormyridae
Gene: ahsgb
Product: alpha-2-HS-glycoprotein 1
Biological process (GO): negative regulation of endopeptidase activity
Cellular component (GO): extracellular matrix; extracellular region; blood microparticle
Molecular function (GO): endopeptidase inhibitor activity
Source: RefSeq, a predicted model, not a curated record